AUGAUCUGCGAUUUGAACGUGGUUUACCCACAGGAUGACUUUGACGUGUUUCCAGGGGCAAGGGAACUCAACAAACUUAAAGGUUGCCUGGCAGUGCUAGAACAGCUUGGAUAUACACAUAUUGCAUUGAACUUCGAACCCAAGUGGACUUCCGGCACGAUUAACAAACAUAUGCCCGGAGAUAUACAAAAGGUGAAUCCUAUUAACGUUGAUAAGGAUUUCCCGGAGUUUAAAGGAAGGCUGAAGAUAUAUAGUCGGAUAACAUUGAAGAUUGACGAUCCAUCACAAUGUCAAAACAUCACAAAGUUUCAGCAGGUUUUCGAUAUUGUGGCUGUGGAACCACAGACAGAGCGUGCAUUGCAGUUGGCAAUCACGAAUUUGGAGGUGGAUAUAAUCACGUUCAACUACCGGGAAAGACUACCGUGCUAUUUGAAGCAUAAAACAAUUGGUGCUGCGACCGAGAAAGGUAUACACUUUGAGAUUAAAUACUCUGACAUUUUAGAAAGUGGCACACAUGCCAGAGCACAGGCUAUAUCGAAUAUCAAGCAGCUUAUAAGAGCAUCGCGAUCACGUGGCUUAUUGUGCACCAGUGGGAUAACGUUUGAGGAAAGAUCACGUGCAAGAGCUUACUGUGAUGUUUCUGUUUUGCUUGAAUUUAUGGGAUUGGACCGCAAUCGGGCUAGUCAGGCGUUUAAGGACUGGAGUUUGGAUGUGCUUUUAUCCGGAAGACUUCGGAUUAAGUCGUAUAAGCAAGUGAUUGCGGUAAGUGGAGAUGGGGGACUCAUUGAUAACAGUUUAGAGCAGAAUGAUUGGUCGUUGAAGAGGAAAGAUGCUCCUACAAAUAUCAAAAUCGACGCCCGCGGAUACAAGAAAAGGAGGUUAGUGGAGAAAGAUUGA
Molecule: messenger RNA, 897 nt
Organism: Brettanomyces bruxellensis
Lineage: Eukaryota; Fungi; Ascomycota; Pichiomycetes; Pichiales; Pichiaceae
Exons: 1
Coding region: 1-897 (298 amino acids)
Biological process (GO): tRNA processing
Cellular component (GO): nucleolar ribonuclease P complex
Molecular function (GO): protein binding; RNA binding
Source: RefSeq, a predicted model, not a curated record